Paramecium octaurelia is the source of this 1181-nucleotide messenger RNA. The record is from the annotation of a GenBank genome assembly. Lineage: Eukaryota; Ciliophora; Oligohymenophorea; Peniculida; Parameciidae.
AUGACAGAAUAAUUGAACGGUUCUUUUGUUAAAUAAGAGGAAGAAAUUAUCUAAUCAAAAAAGGAAGAAAUCUUAUAGUUCUUUGAGCAAUAGGGCUAUAAACCUAAUUCUGUGUUCGAUGAUUAACUUUGGUUUUUCCCUGAAAUCAAUAAGAGUUAUGAUCAUAUUUUGUGGAAAAUUAUUAAUGAUGCCCUUGGAUAUGAUUAUAAUAAAGACGAUCAUGUAGAGUGAUAAUUUUACAUAGUUCGCAACAGAAACAAAGAUUGAGGCUUUUGUUCAGAGGUUAUUAGAUGAAGCUCAAAUGAUACAUACGAAAGUAAUGGAUUUAAAAAAAAACAUUGAUUCUUAUAAAGAUGAAAUAGAUAAUUUUGACAAGUUUUCAAAGAUAAUUGAAGCUAGUAAUCAUAAAUAAAUUCUAUGAUAGAUAAAACUGAAUAUAAUUAAGAGAAUGCAUUCGUAAUAUCUUAUGUGGAUGAAAUCAAUUAAAUAAAUGAGAUUGCAAAAGUAAAUUAAUUUAGGAUUAUAAGUUCUACAGUAUCAAAUAUAAGAUAGGCACAAUACUCUAGAAUUACUAAUUAUUAUACCCAGAAAACUCGAAUCGCUCUACCUGCAUUUCCAACGAUUAUUCCAUUGAAUCGAUCUAACUUAUUGUAAUGGGAAGGAGAUUAGAUAAAGGAAUCGAAGAGACUAGAACUUCAGGAGAAGAUUAUAAAGAAUUAGCUCAAAUCAAAAUACCAAUUUAAGAUAUAUACUAAUAAGUAAGGCCCAGACAUUUUGCAUUACCCACAAUUCCCUAGUGCUAUUUGAUGGUUAAUUACUAAGAUAAAAGUUUAGAUGCACCAUUUUGUGAAAAUGUAACUAUAAAUUUACGUUUUGAUUUGAGAUUGUCUUAUUUGUAUAGAAUGCAAAUUAUUAAGGACCAGAAAUAAUAUAGGACCGAACUUAUAGAAGUAAACAAUCACCCAAUAACUUAUUAGGCAAAUGAAGACAAAUUUUAAUAGCAGCUAGGAUUGAUGUAGCAAUUAUUAUCUCCAUUUAAAUCAGAACCUAAAUUGCAUUAUGUGCCAGCCAAAGGCAUAGGAUUAUAAUCAGAUUUUAAGGAUGAUAAUAGAGAGAACUAAUAAUUUUUAGAAGAAAUUAAACCUCCUAAAGAAAGAGAAUCUUGUUGCCUUAUCUGUUGA